Molecule: messenger RNA, 840 nt
Organism: Podarcis lilfordi (Lilford's wall lizard)
Lineage: Eukaryota; Metazoa; Chordata; Lepidosauria; Squamata; Lacertidae
Source: the annotation of a GenBank genome assembly
AUGGCGAUGGUGUGGGUAUUAGCCUUCCUGCUCUAUGGACCUGCGAUUAUCAGCUGGGAGUACAUAUCCGGCCGAAGCAUCAUACCCGACGGGGAAUGCUACGCUGAGUUUUUCUACAACUGGUAUUUCCUCAUCACAGCCUCCACCAUCGAGUUUUUCACCCCAUUCAUCAGCGUGGCCUUUUUCAACUUGAGCAUUUACCUGAACAUCCAGAGGCGCACCAAAGCCCGCUUGGAUGUGGUGCAUGAGGCUCAGAACCAGAAUUUUGUGGAGGAGAUCGAAAUGAGCCCUGAAGCCCAGCUCUCCAUGAAAUGCUGCAAGUGGGAGCAGAGAGAUCUGGCAGAAACUCUGGGUGUCCCAAAAUGGGACGCCCAAGAAGAAAGCAGCAAAGAGAGUACGAAUGUCAAGUAUUCGAGCACAGAGAGCUCUGGGUUUACCGGCAGCAAAGCAAAGCUUUUCAUCAAAAAGAAUUACAAACACUCAACAUCUACUCUUUCUCUAGAGAAACGGAUGAAGGUGGCUUCCCAGAACAUGAGCCAACGUUUUAGGCUCACCAGAGACAAGAAAGUAGCCAAAUCUCUGGCCGUUAUAGUGGGGAUUUUUGGCCUCUGCUGGGCACCGUACACACUUCUCAUGAUUAUCCGAGCUGCAUGUCACGGUCACUGUGUCCCUGAGUACUGGUAUGAGACCUCCUUCUGGCUUCUGUGGGUCAAUUCUGCCAUCAACCCUGUCCUUUACCCUCUCUGCCACCACAGCUUCCGGAGAGCUUUUGUUAAACUCUUGUGCCCCAAGAAACUCAAGAUCCAACCUCACAGUUCCCUCCAGAAAUGCUGGAAGUAA